This is a messenger RNA of Hyposmocoma kahamanoa, 2094 nucleotides long. It is a transcript of the gene Ras85D, whose product is annotated as GTPase HRas. The record is from RefSeq and is a predicted model, not a curated record. Gene Ontology annotation, cellular component: plasma membrane. NCBI's taxonomy places the organism in Eukaryota, Metazoa, Arthropoda, Insecta, Lepidoptera, Cosmopterigidae. Gene Ontology annotation, molecular function: GDP binding; GTP binding; GTPase activity. Gene Ontology annotation, biological process: Ras protein signal transduction; epidermal growth factor receptor signaling pathway. The coding region runs from base 221 to 796 and encodes 191 amino acids. The transcript has 2 exons.
UCGAUGGAAGGGUGAGUGAACCAUCUCAUUGUUAUUUAUUGCAUUUGCCUCGAAUAUUACGUUAAUUAGCCGUUUUAGUGGUAACGGGAGUGCAAUAACAUAGAUCGGGACAGCCAUGCCGAUUUGAAUAAUCCUCGGGAUCGAGGUGUGGCAUUGCCAAGUAUUUCAGUGCAACAGUGUUCAGUGAUUUGGUGAAAAAAUAUUCUGCCUAUCUCGCAAGAUGACCGAGUACAAGUUGGUGGUGGUAGGCGCCGGAGGCGUGGGUAAAUCCGCAUUGACUAUACAACUGAUACAGAACCAUUUUGUGGACGAAUACGACCCUACGAUAGAGGAUUCGUAUAGAAAGCAGGUGGUGAUUGAUGGUGAAACGUGUUUGCUGGAUAUUUUGGAUACGGCGGGGCAGGAGGAGUACUCGGCGAUGAGGGAUCAGUAUAUGCGCACGGGGGAGGGAUUCCUCUUGGUGUUCGCGGUGAACAGUGCAAAAAGUUUCGAGGACAUUGGAACGUACCGCGAGCAGAUCAAACGCGUCAAGGACGCCGAGGAGGUGCCCAUGGUGCUGGUGGGCAACAAGUGCGACCUACAGGCGUGGGCCGUUGACAUGAACCAGGCCAGAGAGGUAGCGCGAAGUUACGGCGUCCCGUUCGUAGAGACGUCAGCAAAGACGCGCAUGGGCGUAGACGACGCGUUCUACACGCUCGUGCGAGAGAUCCGUAAAGACAAGGAGAGCCGCGGCAAAAAAUUCAGGAACCGCAACAAGCUCGGUACAAGUCGCCGGUUCAAAUGCACGCUUUUGUAAAUUCAUUACUGGGGUUCACAAGAGCGUGCAGCUAUGUGGUAACUUUAGAUUGCUUGACCGUUUAACAGACUGUUAUUGGAGGAAUGUUGAAGAAGUAUGAAGAUUGAUAUUUAAUCCUUUUAUUAUUAUAGGUGUUCCAUCUUGUGAAGUACAAAAUUACACUUGAAAUUAUAAUCUUCAUUAAUAGUCGGCUGGCAAAUAUAACUGAACUAGACAUAUGGGGACACUGGACAAAUAAUUGGUCCAGUUUGGACCAUGUCAUACUGGUUAACUGGUAUCAGCCUGCGUCAUCCUUUCUCUAGCUACCUAAAACUUUCACAUAAUAGUCAAUCAAUGUAAAAUACUCCCAAUAACAGUCUCUGUUAAGUUGUCAAGGUGGAAAUUCUUAGCUGGUAUUCUAAAAAUGCAGCAUAUCACAAUAAAAGUACUAUGUUACGUUUUACCAUACCAGCGCCGUCUAGCCUUGUAAGUAAUUAGCAUAACUUGAAACUACUGUUAUCAACUUUUUUGUAAUUUCAACUUCACAUUGCAAAAUUUAACUGCAAUUUUUAACAUAAGCUUAAAUGCCAUUGAGCGUUUAGUAUUACUAAUAAAGGUAUGACCACAUCUAGCGGCGGUGUUAAAUAAGCGGAUCAUGAAAACACAGAAGAACUAAAUGAUAUUAUUACAUCUCUAGAUGCCCGAAUGAAUCGGGCAUACUGGUUUGCGACUGUGACCGUUUAGUGUCGAUAAAUGUGGUAUAUACCAUAGGUAGAAUCAUUUUUGAUGGACAGUGAUAUUAGAAACAUCUAGUACAAUGAAAGGGUAAAGUUAAAAGGGUCUAUCAAUGACUCGCAUCAAGUACGGAUUUUGACUCGGCGCCUCCAAAAAGAGGUCGCUAUAGCGAUGGGCGCAAUGCCUUUUUUAUAUUGCGCCCUAGUCACGUUAAGGCCACUUGCCUUUUAUAUAAAAGUAGGUAGACAUUUCUAUAAAAUAGAAACCUUUAUAGAAAUAAGGGUGAUAUUAUUUUCUUUUUUAUAAUUCUCAAUGCACUUUUAUUGUCAAGGUAACUCGAAUGAGUGAAUUCGGGAUAUUAGACUCAAACCCCACUCAGAACGCGUCAGCACUACGCUUAUACAAACAACCGGUAUUGUAUGUAAAUUAGAAAAUCAUUUGCACCACACGAAAUUAUCGAAGCGGUUGGAAGAAGGGCUCCUUGUGAAAGAGUUCGUCCAGGGAAGUACUGCCACCUUAUCUAUUUCUGCCGCCAAGCAGUAAUGUCAGCAUUACUGUGUUCCGGUUUAGAAUGGUAAAGGUGC